UCGCAUUUUGUCCCUACCUGCUCGUUCCUCCUCCACACCACUUCAUGGCUCCUUUCCUGCAGCGCGAUGCCCGGCAAGACCCUAUUCAACCACGUGUUGCCCGUGCUGGCGCGCAAUGGCAACGCCAGUCCUUUUCUCAAUGGCUUGUCUGUCGUCCGGAGUCUGAAGGAACGCGAUAGCAGGAGUAGCCGGUUUAAGUUACGAGUACCUCGCCCAGGCUGGAGGUUUUUUAGGCGCCUAAAAAAUCCUCGCCCAGGCUGGAGGUCCCAAAGCUUUCUUUCUUCUUGCUCUCCUUCGUCUUUUCCGUUUCCCUCCUGACCGCCAAGUCACAUUCCAUGGCUUGGCGGUAAUGUGACUUCGUCUUUCUUUCUUCUUGCUCUCCUGACCGCCAAGUCACAUUCCAUGGCUAGUAACGGCCCGCGGAGGAGGCGGCUUACUCGCGAAACGGUGUCUUAUGUAGCCUCCUCUUUGGAAGGACCUUCCAGAAUGGCCGUAGUUCUGGCGGAAACCGGAGCGGGCCGUGCGGAAGCGGAUGUGGGAACGGCGGAAACGGCGAUUGACUUGGCGGAAACCGGCGCAAGUCGCGGAAGGAAACGCCCAGCAGCGUCGCAAACGGCUCUCGUAAUCUCAGCCGUUGGAUCGUCUCUCGCAACAACGCCGGUUUCGCGAGGCUCGCGAAGUUCGGGAGGCCGGCAGGCGAAGCCAGUAGUGGAGAAGCGUCUAACUCGUUUUCUUUCGAAGCCGUCGCGCGCCGUGCUGGACCGUAUAGAGCGCGCCUACGUUCACCGCCUGUACUUAAUCGGCUUCGACUGGCCCCGCGCGCCCCGCGCAGCUGGCGGAGCUGGCGGGGGCGCGAGCGGGGGAACUGUUGCGCCAGGCGCUGGCACGGGGGGUGGUGCAGGCGAUAGUGCUAGCCUCGCUCUGGCUCUUCCGCCUCCGCGCACGCCGCUUCCCCAUAACCAGCCGCCUCGGCUCUCUCAGUCCCCCUCCUCUCGGUCCUCGCCGUUUUCUCAAAACACGGAAAUCAGUACUCGUGGCGGCAUGUCCUCACCGCGUUCGCCCGCCACUGGCUUACCAGCGGGCGCCCUCGCUCUUGCAGCUCCCCCCACUUCCGCUCUUCCCGCCCCCCACACUCCCUCCUCCGCCCCCCCCGCCACCUCCUCCCCCCUCCGCCCCUGCUCCUGCAACUUCCACGUGCUAGGCGCAACCGGCAACGUGUACACAGUUACCAUCUCGCAACAGCCCUCCUGCACUUGCCCUGACAGCGGCAAUGGCAACCUGUGCAAGCACAUUCUCUUUGUGCUGCUGAGAGUGCUUCGGGUGGAUCAGGACGAUCCGCGCGUGUGGCAGCGGUCGCUGCUUUCCACCGAGCUGAACGAGCUUUUGGAUAGAAUAGACGAUCUGGAAAGGAGUACGGCUGCUGCCGCUUCAGUUGUUGAUGAGGAUGGGGAAGAUGUUUUGGCGAGCCGGUCAGUGAGAGAGCAGUUUGCACGCGUUGCAGGGGGGGCGUUAAGCUCUGAUGGUUCGGGGCCAAACAGUGCAGCUGGCAGUCAGGAUGCAGUUGGGGAGUCGGAUCAGAAGCCGAAGCAGCGGCCGAUUGAGGGUGACUGCCCGAUUUGCUACGAGCCUCUGAGAGGGGCAGCAGCAGGGGGGCGAGGUGGGAAGCCAGCAGAGGCGGUGGUGUUCUGCCAGCGGUGUGGCAACAACGUUCACUCGGACUGCUUCUCACGCUGGAAGGCCGCCAAACGGGGAGGCUUGGUGACUUGUGUUUGGUGCAGGGCUCCUUGGGAGGACGAGAGCACUAGGAACACGGCACGGCGUAGUCAUGUUGUGGAUUAUGACAGUGAUGAUGAUGAGGAAGAGGAGGGACCUCAAGAGUAUGUGAAUCUGUCACAGUAUUCUGAUGCUCACAGGCAUGCGGACACCAGUUUGGACUCCCUGUAUCCGGACACACACAUGUUCUUUGGCGGAGGGAGGAGACGGGGGCGAUCGUGGUGGUAAAUGAAAUGUUGCUUCUUUCCUGUCAAUCCAGCUUUCUGCAUUCUGACUGCCGGUUUCGUUUGCAGCACACCUUACAUGGCUGGUUUGGAAUGAAACGAGGGUGUGACACAGUGGAACCUGUGUGUGUAAUGGGCAGUGUACUACUGGUAUGUACCUCUCUACGUGUGUGCUUGUGCCUGUGUAAAAGGCCAGGAGUAGGUAUUCCUAUGAUACUCCUA
This is a messenger RNA of Closterium sp. NIES-67, 2219 nucleotides long. The record is from the annotation of a GenBank genome assembly. NCBI's taxonomy places the organism in Eukaryota, Viridiplantae, Streptophyta, Zygnematophyceae, Desmidiales, Closteriaceae.